UAGCAGAUUCAGACCGGCAGUCCCGAAGCGUAGAUCUACAAUUUGAUUGUAGUCUACAUACUCCUGCGAGCUGCACGAACGCUUGUUGCAAUGUUGGAAGCAUGGCGCGCGUGCGGCUUGUGUAUGUGCCCCAGUAUUACUAAUACUACCGGUAUGUACUAGUGCCGUAGUGGGCUUGUUUUCGAGAAUCAUGAUCGAUUUGCAACCUUUUCAAGGCUUUUGUUUGUAAUCACUUCGCGACCCAAACAAGAAGAAGAGUGUUUCUGGUUGAGGCGCCAGAGACUGUUGUCGACACUACGACGACGCGGUAUGAAUGUGUGCAUGUUGUGAAGUCCAAUGCUAGAUGUGUGUCGCACCCACUGGUGUGUAGCGUUUCUCGCGCGUUGACGAACUGGCUCCGUCAGCUGCUGCCGCGGGAAGCGGACGUGGACACCAAUCAGCUGCGCAUAGAUGUUAUUUCAGAUCAGGAAAGUGAGUUACUUGGUGAAAGCGCAGUUGGGUUCUUGUCGAUCGCUGUAACCAUUUGCUGCGAGCCCCUCGGGCCUGUUGGAUCUGUGGGGCUUGCGUGAGAGACAGGCGAUCUUUUUUUUAAGCCCAGUAGGGGCACAACGGUAUGGGAAAAGUUCCAUUGAAAGUCUGGAUUAUUUCGUCUCUGUUGCUGAUCGGAGGGGCGCUGUGUGCCCGUCUCUACUUCUCGUCAAACGAUGCAGCAGCUCUGCGCUUCAGUCCCUCACCUCGCGCAGCUCGCCGUCCAGCAGUCGUGGCUCGGACAGGGCAGCGCAGACCUGCGGAAUAUACGCCAGAGCGCCAAAAGGGCGGCAUUCAGCUGCAGGACCGAGUCUCCGACCAAGCGGCACGAGUACGAGCGGGAGGCGUAGUACGGGGCAACGGCGGCGGCGCUGGCCUACCUGUGCUGAAGCAGCAGCUGCCCAACACGAUCCUGAUCGGCGUGAAGAAAGGUGGCACCCGUGCCCUGAUCGAGAUGCUGGCACUGCACCCGAACGUCAGAUCCUCCGGUCAGGAGGUGCACUUCUUCGACCGGGAUUACAACUACGAGAACGGCCUGGAGUGGUACAAGUCGCGCAUGAAGCCGUCCUUGCCGGGCGACAUCGUGAUCGAGAAAUCGCCGGCGUACUUCGUCGUGCAGGAGGUGCCGGAGCGUAUGCGUGCCGAUCUCGGCGAUAAAAUCAAGCUACUGCUGGUGCUGCGUGACCCGGUCAGCCGUGUGGUGUCCGAUUUCAUGCAGGGACAGCAUCACCAGAUGGGCAAGAUGGUGCGUGUCGCCGAUCUCACGCCGUCACAGCUGGCCGCCAUGCAGCGGCGGCUCGAGGCCAAGGUGCUGAAGGCGGACGGCGCCGUCAACCCGAGCGCCAGCUUCAUCAAGGUGGGCCUGUACGCGCAGCACCUGGAGCGCUGGCUGCAUCACUUCGCGCGCCAGCAGAUCUUCAUCACCAGCACGAACACGCUGGUCACGGACCCCGCGGCAGUGCUGAAGCAGGCGUCCGCUUUCCUGGGCUUGUCGCCGUUCAACUGGGACAAGCACAUCGUGCGCGUACCCGGCGUGAAGCUGCCGUGUCUGAGUCGCGUCAAGGAGAGCACAGGCCGGCCGGAGCUGGUCUGCCUGAACGCCACCAAGGGACGCGAGCACAUCCCCCUGCCCGACGCGCUGCGACGCAAGCUGGCCGACUUCUUCCGCCCGCAGAACGCGCUCCUGUUCUCACUCAUAGGCAAGACGUUUGAUUCGUGGCGCCAUGACGACGACCAGCAGCAGGUUGCCGGGGGCAUGCCCGAGCAGCUUGACGUUCAGCUCAAAGCCACUGAUCUGUCCUCGCCGCCGCAGCCGCAGCAGCAGCAGUGGAAUCCAGAGCAGGCAAAACAAGGGAAGCGGAAAACGCCAGCUGCACUCACACCCGUAGACCAGGAGCAGAAUGAACAAGACCCGCUGUGGUAGCCAUUGUGGUAGGUCUGCGUAGGCGUCGUUUUGGGUACGGAAGUGUGAUGCAUUCGGGAGAGAGAGAUAGAGAAGAAGGGAAGAGUGUGUGCGUGUGCGCACAUGCAUGUGUGUGUGUGUGUGUUGUGUGUGUCACGUGUGUGUGUGUAUCCGGCACCCAAUCGGCGUGUAGCAUGUGUUGACUGGUCACUAGAGGCUUCGAUCGGAACUUUCUUCCCUUGACGGCCAGGGAGUGAUACCACCAGGUUCCCGUAUUGUUGAUCUAAUACGCACGCGCAUACAUGCCGUUGGCCAGCGGCCACGGACAAAUCACUAAGACUGCUGUCGGUCUGUGACUUGCAGUACAAUGGUCACCAUCUUGAGAAAAAAAUGGUCAUAAUUAAUCAGACCCCGAACUUACUUUGAUUUGAGUUCCUUUUUUCAGUUUUCACAAAGAUAGUUUUAAAUAAUGAGUGCAUGUUCGCACUAUCACUCUAUGUGUGCUGGUGUGUUGAAAUGAUCCCAGAUGAGCGCAGCACAGCCUUGAUACAUUCUGAGCAGCCCUAUUUGAGGUCACUCCUGACAUGCAGAUUUGCAGCACGCCGCUACUUUUUCCACGGUCGUUCGCGGCCGAGCUUGGGCGAUAACGUCCUGAGUUUGACCAGUGUUUCACUUGGUCGCUUGUGCAAACAUCCAUCAAUGCGGCGGUGCAUGCAUUUUUGUCUUUAUUCUUGUUCACUUUUCUCGGUGUGAUUAUUUUGGACGUGUCCGGCACAGCACAUUAACCUGAACGUCCUCCGCUGAGUCUCUGACAUUGAGCACUCUCUGCAGCUCGGGGAUCAACGGAUUCGUUAAUAUAAUUAUUAGGUAUAACUACUAUAACUCGGAUGGUGUCCUUCUUCUUUUCACAAUUAUAACUACUAUAUGCUAGUAUUAUGGUUUGAA
Molecule: messenger RNA, 2875 nt
Organism: Sycon ciliatum
Lineage: Eukaryota; Metazoa; Porifera; Calcarea; Leucosolenida; Sycettidae
Product: heparan sulfate glucosamine 3-O-sulfotransferase 6-like
Exons: 1
Coding region: 614-1951 (445 amino acids)
Molecular function (GO): sulfotransferase activity
Source: RefSeq, a predicted model, not a curated record